Molecule: messenger RNA, 3606 nt
Organism: Rhododendron vialii
Lineage: Eukaryota; Viridiplantae; Streptophyta; Magnoliopsida; Ericales; Ericaceae
Product: putative receptor-like protein kinase At3g47110
Exons: 9
Coding region: 13-3606 (1197 amino acids)
Biological process (GO): protein phosphorylation
Molecular function (GO): protein binding; protein kinase activity; ATP binding
Source: RefSeq, a predicted model, not a curated record
UUUACAGGUACCAUGCCUAAAAAUCUCGGAAGCUUAAAAGACCUAUUAAGGUUCACAGUUAGUGGAAAUCAGUUAGAGACGGAUGAGGCAGAAGGGUUCAGCUUUCUAAAUUCGUUAACUAACUGCAGCAAUCUCAAGUUUGUGGGCAUAGGUGGUAACAGGUUCAAAGGUGAAUUACCCACUUCAAUUGCUAACUUUUCAACUACUCUACAAGUGAUUGAAGCAGAAGAUAACCAGAUAUCAGGGAGCAUACCUGAAGGAAUCACAAAUUUAAUUGGCCUUAUGAGAUUGGACAUAUCCGGAAACUCGUUUACCGGAGAAAUUCCCGAGGGUAUCGGCAAAUUUGAAAGACUGGGGGUACUGCGCUUGUUUGAUAACAGAAUUUCAGGGGCAAUUCCUGAAACAAUUGGAAACAUCACAAAAUUGCAGCGAUUAUACUUGUACAAUAAUUACUUGAGUGGAAACAUUCCUCCUAGUUUGGAAAAUUGUAAACAACUCGAGGUACUCCUCCUGUUCAGCAACAACUUAACCGGUUUCAUACCAAAGGAAGUUGUAAGUCUUCCUCGUACCCUUUCUUUCAUGUUGGCUCAGAAUUCUCUGAGCGGACCCUUGCCCGUGGAGGUCGGAAACAUGAGCAAACUCAUUGAACUGGAUGUUUUGAACAACAGAUUGUCCGGAGAAAUUCCAAGUACUCUUUCCAAGUGUAUAAUGCUAGAGUCCCUUAAUUUGGGGGAUAACUUAUUCGGAGGGAGAAUUCCUUCGGCUUUGAACUCUCUAAAGAGCCUUCAUACCCUUGAUCUCUCUAGAAACAACUUGUCUGGUCAGAUUCAAGCCUACUUGCAGAAUUUCACUCUUCUACAAUAUCUCAAUUUGUCUUACAAUGACCUCGACGGUGAGGUGCCAGAACAAGGGGUUUUCAGAAACAUAAGUGCGUUUUCAAUUGUUGGGAACAGAAAACUCUGCGGAGGCAUAAAGAGUUUGGGACUUCCUUCUUGUCAAGUACCUGUAAAACAGAAAAGAGGAACAUCUCUUGCUGUCAAAAUAGCAAUUCCAGUAGCUAUUUCAUGUCUUGUUCAGCUGGCAUUUUUGUUAGUUUGUUUAUGCAGAAAGAAGAGAUCUGAAAGCAGCCCUUCGAUCAUGUUGCCAACAGAUGAGCAGUUUAGACAGGUUUCUUAUUCAGAGCUUGUCCAAGCAACUAACCAGUUCUCUUCAUCUAACUUGAUUGGUGAGGGACGUUACGGUUUUGUCUGUCGAGGUGUUUUGGGUAACGACGGAACGGCUGUGGCAGUGAAGGUGCUCAAGCUUACAGAGAAAGGAGCUGCCAAGAGUUUUAUGGCUGAAUGCAAUGCACUGAGAAAUAUUCGACACAGGAACCUCAUCAAGAUAGUUACCACUUGUUCAAGUAUCGAUUCCAAAGGGAACGAUUUCAAGGCGCUAAUUUUCGAGUUCAUGCCCAACGGAAGCCUUGAGGAGUGGUUGCACCAAAGUGAAGGUGAUCAGAUUGAACACCCAAGAAGUUUAAGUCUGACUCAGAGACUAAGCAUAGCAAUUGAUAUGGCAUCUGCACUAGAGUAUCUUCACCAUCACUGCCAAGCAGCAAUUGUUCACGGUGAUUUGAAGCCAAGUAAUAUUCUGCUUGGUCAUGACAUGACUGCUCGUGUGAGCGAUUUUGGAUUGGCAAGGUAUUUGUCUGAUAGCCUGCCCACUAUUUCUCAAACUGCAUCAAGUUCAACUGGGAUAAGAGGAACAGUUGGCUACGUUGCUCCUGGAAUUAAGGCAUCGAUUCAGGGAGAUGUCUACAGCUUCGGAAUUCUCUUAUUGGAGAUGUUUACAGGAAGAAAACCUACAUAUAUGACAUUUGAGGAUGGUCAGAACAUACAUCAGUUCACUAAGGCUGUAUUGCCCGAAAGAGUGAUGGAGAUUGCUGAACCUUCUCUGUUUUCAGAAGUUGGCAGUGACGACGAUGACAACAAAACGAGGGAAGGAAAAAUCAAGGAUUGCUUGGUUGCAGUGUUGACAAUUGGAGUUUCUUGCUCAGUGGAACCACCAAGGGAACGAAUGGACAUGAGAGAUGCGGUAGCAGAAUUGUGUAAAACAAAAGAAUAUGGAAUGGGCGGUAUGGUUUCGGCUCAAGGAGAUUUGUACAGCUACGGAUUUCUCUUGUUGGAAAUGUUCACCGGUAGGAGACCGACUGAUGAUCAAUUCAAAGAUAAUUGUAACCUUCACAAUUUCGUCGCACUCUCAUUGCCAGAUCAAGUAAUGGGGAAUGUGGACCAAUCUGCUCUGCACCAUCAAGUAGUAGGAGAAGCUACAGGUGGUACUUCAUUUCGGAGUGACCUGAGAGGUGAACAGGUUGAGUGUUUAGUUUCUGUUUUUCAAAUUGGAGUUGCAUGUUUAGCAGAAUAUCCGCACAACAGAUUGAACAUGAAGCAAGUUUUGAAGGAACUGCCUUCAGCAAGGGACAAUUUUCUUGGAAAUAGAUUGCUUAUUAUAGCAAUUGACAGUCCUGUUAUCAUACUAGAUUUUCACCGACCUCGAGUGCUGCACUAUAGCCCUCCCGAUCAAGUUGAUCCAGUCCUCCUUGUCCUUGUUGUUAUUGGCGAUGAAGUACAUGGUGAACCGAUUGGUGGAGAUCUCGAAAGCGUAGGGCUUGUUGAUGACAUCCUUGGCGCCCUUGACAGUGAGGCAGUCGCCGACAGGGAUGACGCCGCGGGAGGUGUUUUGGGUAAUGAAGGAACAACUGUGGCAGUGAAGGUGCUCAAGCUUACAGAGAAAGGAGCUGCCAAAAGUUUUAUGGCUGAAUGCAAUGCACUGAGAAAUAUUCGACACCGAACCUCAUCAACACUUGUUCAAAGACUAAGCAUAGCAACUGAUAUGGCAUCUGGACUAGAGUAUCUUCACCAUCACUGCCAAGCAGAGAUUGCUCAUGGUGAUCUGAAGCCAAGUAAUAUUCUGCUUGGUCUUGACAUGACUGCUCGUGUGGGAAGAAAACCUACAGAUACGACAUUUGAGGAUGGUUUGAACAUACAUCAGUUCACCAAGGCUACAUUGCCCAAAAGAGUGAUGGAGAUUGCUAAACCUUCUCCGUUUUCAGAAGUUGGCGGUGACGACAAUGACAACAAAAUGAGGGAAGGAAAAAUCAAGGAUUGCUUAGUUGUAGUGUUGACAAUUGGAGUUUCUUGCUCAAUGGAACCACCAGGGGAACGAAUGGACAUGAGAGAUGUGUAUGGCAUGGGCUGUAUGGUGUCAACUCAAGGAGAUGUGUACAACUUUGAAGUUCUCUUGUUGGAGCUUUUCACUGGACGACAACCCAGUGAUGAGUCAUUUGAAGAUAAUCUGAACCUCCACAACUUUGUCAAAAUGGCAUUGCCCAGUAAAGUACUAGAGAUUGUGGACCGAUCAGCUAUACAGAUUGCCGAAGAUACAGAAAAAUUAGCCGAAGUUGGAUGUUCGACUAACCCGAGAAGUGAACUGAGCGCGUGCUUGGUUUCUGUGGUCUCGAGUACUCAGUUACAUCUCGGAACGUCUAUUGGCAUUCAAAAUCGCUUUGUUUGCACGGUUCACCUACAAAACUCAAUGAAAUACCUUACGUGCAAUAUUGAGUAA